This is a messenger RNA of Myzus persicae (green peach aphid), 1389 nucleotides long. RefSeq names its product protein OSCP1-like. NCBI's taxonomy places the organism in Eukaryota, Metazoa, Arthropoda, Insecta, Hemiptera, Aphididae. Gene Ontology annotation, cellular component: cytoplasm; plasma membrane. The record is from RefSeq and is a predicted model, not a curated record. Gene Ontology annotation, biological process: transport. The coding region runs from base 121 to 1389 and encodes 422 amino acids. The transcript has 6 exons.
CUGUGUCGAGUGAUCCGACUGAUUGCCGUCCGGCGGUUUCCCCGACGGAACGCGACGCGUCUCUUAUCAGCGACGGUCCGGCAACGCCGCACCAGGUGUUUCACCAACAACUGUUGCAAAAUGGCUGACGAUAAUAAAACUAUUGUCGCGGUAAAAUACGAACGCCUCUGCGACGUCCGCGCACGGCACUACGACUACAGUGACGAGGACUUCGGAGGAAGUAAACGAUAUUGUUUCCCCGAGCUCCCGACUUCCCGUCGUCGUCCUGCAACAAGCAACUACGCAAGUAAUCCGGAAAUGGCUCGAGCACAAUACGCUGUCGUGUCGUGUAGCGCUCGCGUUUCCGGAUUGUCGUCCGCGAUUUGUACCAUUCCGGCCGAACACCACAGAUACAGGUCGAUCGCGGACGUUCUAAAUGACAUUAUUGCUGCAUCACUUAACUGUCCGUUUUUGUUUGUACCAACAUCUGUCAUUAACAAAGAUAUUUUAAAUAAAAGUAUAUGUUGUGCGGUUCAUUCUUCAAUAAUGCGACUAAAUGAUUCUAGUAUGGAAAAGUUAAUGGGUUUGAUAGAAACCUCAGUUAAAAUGCAAAUGUUCUCAUGUAAUGGUCCGAGGCAAGUAUUAUUAGUAACAUUGAAUCAUUUAGAUUCCAUCCGUGAACUGGCAUGUACUCAUCAGUUGAAACAAAACAUUGAUGUCAUACAACACAAUUUCUAUCAAACUUUUGAGAAAAUGACAAAUGGAGAAAUAAUGAGAGUACGUUAUGCAAUGUUGAAUUAUUUGCAAGAUAUACAUGUUAAAGUUACAAUAUUUAUUAAAGAAGGUUUACAACGAUACAACGGGUCAUUUGUUUCAGUGGGAAAAUGGGUGAUUCCAUAUGGAUGUGAAGCUCCAGGUGUUAUAAGAGUAUUCAAUAAAAAUAGUACUCUUAUCGACAUAAGUACAUUUCAUCCAAUAUCAUUUUACAAAGUAGAAACUGAAGUAGGUUCAAUUAAGCCUAAUAGUCCUCGGAUCACUACUCUUGGGCUUUCGAUAUUUAAUAUUAAUAAAAAUAUUAAGCAACCAUCUGAAGAAACAUCAGAUCCAUUAUUUAAUGGCCAGACUAGUCGUGAUGGAUAUAAACAAGAGAUGGAUCUUUUUGUUACCCAAUUGAUGGGAAAUGAUAAUGAUAGUAAAGAAAUCAGUGAUUUGGAUCUUGAAAUAUUAGAAACUUCAUUAAAUACAAAUGAAAACAAAAAAGAAGAAAAAAUUUCAGAACACAAUAUUUUAGAUUUUACUCAAAUUACUAGCAAUUUGUCUUUACAAAAUAUCAGAAUGGAAAUGGACGAUUCGGUUUCAAGACAGACUGGAGAUAUACUAAACAUGAUGCAGUUAUUAGAUUUAGAAUAA